Candoia aspera is the source of this 1661-nucleotide messenger RNA. It is a transcript of the gene PRRG3, whose product is annotated as proline rich and Gla domain 3. The record is from RefSeq and is a predicted model, not a curated record. Gene Ontology annotation, cellular component: extracellular region. NCBI's taxonomy places the organism in Eukaryota, Metazoa, Chordata, Lepidosauria, Squamata, Candoiidae. Gene Ontology annotation, molecular function: calcium ion binding. The transcript has 2 exons.
ACCCCCCACCUGUUGCUUUCCUCAACUUGUUCUGCAGCAAAGCAGCAAGGCCUCCACCCCUGGGGAAGACUGGGAACUGGCAGGGAGGUCAGAGCCAUGGAUGCUGAGAGACAUUACUGCCAGUUCCUGGGAUGGAGGGUUGCCCGCUCAGGGGGCCAUGCCUGUGCCUGUCUUUCAGCCUUCCUCACAGCCCCCAAAGCCCAUUCUGUCCUGAAGCGCUUCCCACAGGCCAAUGGCUUCCUGGAAGAAUUCCUCCAGGGCACCAUUGAGUGUGAGUGCGUGGAAGAGGUCUGUAGCUAUGAGGAGGUCAAGGAGGUGUUGGUGGGUCUGGGAGAGAGGAGACGGUAGAUGGAGUUCUGGAAGGGCUACUCUGUCAAAGAUGCCUCAGAUGGGACAGACCGCUCAGACAUCAUGUACUUGGUGGUGCCCCUGCUAGGUGUGGCUUUGCUUAUUGUCAUCAGCCUCUUCAUCAUCUGGCGCUGCCAGCUGCAGAAAGUCAUGUGCCACCGGCCCUCCUACCCUCAGAAUAGGUGCUUGGCCAGCCGAGCAGCUUGCAGCUUGCCCAGGGUGAUGGUGUACUGGGAGGCUUCUCCCAGCCAGGAUGAAGCCCACAGCCAGCGGGACCCGAGCAGCAGAGGGGCUGACGAUGGUGAGUGGGGGCAGGGGUCACCCAGUCAACUGGCCAGGACACUUGGUGACCCAGACCACGUGGCUCCAGUCCUGUCUAGACUGUGUACUGCCACUCCACCCCCCUCGUAUGAAGAAGUGAUGGGGCAGCCUGACUGUGGUGGCAGCAGCAGCACAGAGGAGCCCACCUUGUCCUACAGUGACCCACCACCCAAAUAUGAGGAGAUUAUGAGUCCCCUUCGCAUCCCUGGGAAGUAAUGGCCCCCCAGAUGCUCUCGGCCAGGUGAUGCUCUCACAGAAAAGCCUUAUCCUCCAUCCUCACCAAGUGCUCCAGAGGUGGCCGGUGCUACCCACACCCUUCACCCCUUCUGCUGGGAUGUUACAGGACCCUUGGCUUGAAUGGUUCUGGUUGCUGAACUGUCAGGGAAAGCAAGGCUGGACUGUGCCCCAGGGGUCCCCGGGGGUUUUAGGGGAAGCCUGCUGAACAGCUGUUUGGGUGGUUCCACAGGAAGGAGGCUGGGCCCUACCACACCCCCAGCCUGCAGCAAGGAGAGGCUGCCGCAGCUUCUAGGAUGGGGCAUUCAGGGCCUUUGAUUCCCACCCUUUGAACUCACUUCCGGCAAGUGUUUGGCUGUCACCAGCACUGAUGGCAGAUAGGGUGGGGUGGGAGCUGUACCGCUCUUUCUGCCCACCUGGGAUGGUUCUGGUAUGGUAGGGAGGAGGAGGGUAGAUAUUCCUUAUUGGGAUGUGCCUGACCUGGGAAAAUGUCACCACUUCUUUUCUGCGUGGUCACUUUCUCUUUCUACCCAGCACUGCUUUGUCCAACCAAGGGAGGGUGGAGGGAAGAAAGCCCACCUCCGCGUUUGCUGUCCCUGUGGAAUGUUUUCUUUGUCUAUGGAUUCAGCCCUUGUUUGCAGCCUCCUUCUCCAAAGACAAGUAGUCCAAAGCAAAACUGAAUCACUGUAUUCACAAAACCAAUGCGUUGAUGUUUGCCAUUUUCUGAGGUACUUGUUGCACUGGUAGGGUGUGUGUCU